Messenger RNA from Podospora bellae-mahoneyi, 183 nucleotides. RefSeq lists its product as uncharacterized. The record is from RefSeq and is a predicted model, not a curated record. Lineage: Eukaryota; Fungi; Ascomycota; Sordariomycetes; Sordariales; Podosporaceae. The transcript is spliced from 3 exons. The coding region runs from base 1 to 183 and encodes 60 amino acids.
AUGGGGAAAGCAGCUCGCGUACCGCAUCACGCCAUCUGGUGGGGGCAGAGGGUGUCACUGAGGAAGCACGGGCCACAUCAAGGUGGCAUUGGACGGUUCAACGGUGCAGAUACCGCCGUUAAUACCCCCGCGGGCAAGCCGAAAAUCUUGCAAGUUGCCAGGUUGCCUCCAUCAGUCGAUUAA